AUGGUUGUUUUUGCUUACUGUUCGGCGUUAGUGGCUGAGCCUUACCCUAAGGCGUGGGGUAGCCGCUUAUUUGUAUUUAUUAUGGGCAUUUAUUGUAUAUUAUCUUUUUUUUUGACUUUAUUUCGGUGGUCUUCCUUAUAG
This is a messenger RNA of Staurois parvus, 141 nucleotides long. NCBI's taxonomy places the organism in Eukaryota, Metazoa, Chordata, Amphibia, Anura, Ranidae. The record is from the annotation of a GenBank genome assembly.